AUGACAGAUGGGCAAGCGACAUCGUUAUUUAGUUCCGAUCGUUUGAUUGGUCUCGAAGAGAUUGAGUCAGGAUUCGAUGUGAUAAAUAUGGUCUCUUUAGCAGAGUCGGAAUCCCGAUUUCGAAUAUUUGAUUUGAGCGAGACUGGUUCCAAUCAAUUCCAAGUUUCUGUGCUCGGACAACAACGUAUGUUCAAUACUCCACUUAAUGUACAGGUGACCAAUAUCAAUACACGUCGUGUGAUCAAUUGUGAAGAUUUGUCGAAUGACUAUAAACACUUCUAUUCAAAUUAUUUCCGAUCGACAAGAAGCACCUCGACGUGGUCUGCUGUCAUAGUUGGCGGAAGUACUAGCCGUCAUGAUACCUUACGAAAAAUAGAGGAGGCCAUUAAUAAACAGUCCAAAGCGGUUGCUACAUCAACUUCUUGGUGGGGCCUUUAUUCUAUUCAAUUGGGACCACCUUUCUUUAUCCAACUCGAUCCUAUGUUCAAUGCAAGUAUGUCGGCUAUUAUAAAUAAACAACAUGUUCCGCGAACUGAAUCAGAGCAAACGCUGUACAAUAUUCUCUUACAAACAUUUGGUACUCAUUAUGUGAUGCAUGUGGUCGUUGGUGCCACCGCUCACAUGUACACUUUAAUAAACAGUGCUUUCACAAAAUCAGCGACAUUUGAAGAAACUGCGACGGAAGUCUCCAAGAUGAGCAAUUCAUUUUUCUUACCUAAGAUUGUACCGAAAUCAAUGCACAGCAUUAAGGAGAGUCUCUCUGAAUCAUUUCGAAAAAACUCUCGAUUUUUUGUUGAAUAUCAACCACCUGUUGCACUGGUGCCUGGUAAAACCGAAUGGCAAUCUUGGCUAGACAAUGCUAUUUUAACUCCAGUGGUUGUCAAUCGUACACUUACCCCAUUGUCCAAUAUAUUCAAUCGUUAUCCACUCAUUCGAGCUCAUUUACGGCAUACAAUAGACCACUACUUGAGACAUGGGAAAUAUCCCAAACUUGCUGAACUCAAUCGAUAG
Molecule: messenger RNA, 1011 nt
Organism: Rotaria socialis
Lineage: Eukaryota; Metazoa; Rotifera; Eurotatoria; Philodinida; Philodinidae
Source: the annotation of a GenBank genome assembly